Paramuricea clavata is the source of this 3887-nucleotide messenger RNA. NCBI's taxonomy places the organism in Eukaryota, Metazoa, Cnidaria, Anthozoa, Malacalcyonacea, Plexauridae. The record is from the annotation of a GenBank genome assembly.
GUUACCUCAAGAAGUGAGAUUUACAAUUGUAUAUAUCUAUAAAUGUUCUAUUAAUAAAGUUUUCAUUAUUAUUAUUAUUAUUAUUAUUAUUAUUAUUAUUAUUAUUAUUAUUAUUAUUAUUAUUAUUAUUAUUAUUAUUAUUAUUAUUAUUAUUAUUAUUAUUAUUAUUAUUAUUAUUAUUAUUAUUAUUAUUAUUAUUAUCCUUUAAGCAAUCAUCGACAAGACUGUGUGAAGCUAUAGCCAGAAUGACCAAGACUUUGUGCACACAAUAUAUCGAUCCUACCACUAUUGAAGCAUUGAUUGCUAGUCGUUUAAUUCCCCUAGACAAAGGCGAAGGUGCGGUAAGACCUAUCGGAGUAGGAGAGGUAAUAAGGAGGAUAAGUGCAAAAUGUGUUAUAUGAGCUUGGCAAAGAAGGAUGUUGUGGAAGCAAGUGGAUCGUUACAAUUAUGCGCUGGGCAAAAGUCUGGAAGUGAGGCUGCAAUACAUGCAAUGAACACCCUGUUUGAAGCUGAUGACAUUGAUGCUGUUUUACUUAUCGAUGCUUCCAAUGCAUUCAAUGCACUUAACAGAACUGUGGCUCUGCAUAACAUCCGUGUGUUAUGUCCGAUAAUCGCUGCCUACGCUAUAAACACCUACAGACAGCCAGCUCGGCUGUUUAUUGUUGGCGGCAAAGAGAUUGCGUCAGCAGAAGGAACUACACAAGGAGAUCCUUUGGCAAUGGCCUUUUAUGCGAUAAGUACCCUGCCUUUGAUCACGAGUCUACAGGCCGCAUCUACCGUGAAGCAGUGUUGGUUCGCAGACGAUGCGAGUGGAGCUGGUCGUGUGACACAAAUCAAAGAUUGGUGGGAUGCAUUGAAUACUCUUGGUCCAAACUUGGGAUAUUUUCCGAAAGACGAAAAAUGCUGGAUUAUUGUUAAGCCCGAAAAGGAAGAAAGUGUGAGAGAAGUCUUCCACGGAACGGAUAUCAAUGUAACAGUGCAUGGGCAGAAACAUCUGGGAGCAGCGCUAGGUUCACGAGAGUAUCUGGAGGAAUAUGUUAAUGAGAAGGUCUCUAAUUGGGUCAACGAAGUGACAGAAUUAGCCGAAUUUGCACUGUCCCAACCACAAGCGUCCUAUGCCGCAUACACAUUUGGUUUGAAACAUCGUUGGACCUACUUCCUAAGAACCCUGCCAGACAUCCAGGACCUACUAGAGCCACUCGAAAAGGCAAUAUCGCAGAUUCUCAUCCCCGCUAUCACAGAUCACCAGUGCAAUCCACUCGAUCGGGACAUUCUAGCACUUCCAGCACGUCUGGGUGGCCUGGGCUUGGAAAAUCCAAGUCAUGAGGCAGAACGUCAGUAUGUGUCGUCAAAAAGAGUGACAGCACCCCUUGUUGAUCAGAUUGUAGCGCAGUUACAUCAGCUACCCGACGAGUCGCAUAUAAAAUCAGCGCAACAAGCCGUUAGAAAAGAAAGAGUGCAAGAGUGGGAGGAGAGGGCAGAACGUAUUACAGAGAAUGCACCACCAAGAAUUCAGCGUAUAUUAGAUGUGGCUUCGGAAAAAGGAUCAUCUGUGUGGCUCACAGCACUUUCCCUAAAAGAACAGGGAUUCAACUUGAAUAAGAGAGAAUUUCGGGACGCCGUAAAGCUGCGCUAUGAUUGGCCAAUCGACGACAUCCCCUCCAUAUGUGUAUGUGGGGAUACCUUCACGGUUGACCAUGCCAUGAUCUGCAAACGUGGAGGCUUUGUAAUUAUGCGCCACAAUGAGUUAAGAGAUCUGGAAGCGGAACUCCUCAACAUUGUCUGUAGUGAAGUCCAAGUUGAGCCUGUCCUACAGGACAUCUCGGGAGAGCAACUAAAUGGAGGCUCCAACAGAGCACCUGAUGCUAGACUCGACAUUCGUGGGCGUGGGUUCUGGGAAAGUCAACGAUCAGCUUUUUUUGAUGUAAGGGUUUGUCAUCCCAAUGCUGAUUCAUACAAGGGUCUGGGCCAAGUCUACAAGAUACACGAAAACGAGAAGAAGCGCCUAUAUGCAAGGAGAGUCCUCGAAAUAGAGCAAGGAACAUUUACGCCACUCGUAUUCACCACCACAGGCGGUAUGGGCAAAGAAUGUGUGAGAUACCAUAGUCGAUUAGCAGAGUUGGUAGCCAUAAAGAAAGGAGAAGAUUAUGCGACAACUAUGAGUUGGAUAAGAGCCAGAACCUCAUUCGUUUUAUUGAGAUCGGCACUUACCUGCUUGAGGGGUUCAAGGGCAAGGAAAAUCAUGUAUGAUAUUAGGAACAUUGAUUUUAACAUUGAGAACGCCGAGAGUGCUAUCUCUCAAACAAUUUAGAUUGUACAAUAUACAAAGUUUGAUUGUUUAGUUAUUUAGCGGAAUAUGUUAGUUUAGUUAUUUAGCUACUUAGCGGUAAAUAUUUUAAUUAUGUCGCGGUAUAUGUUCCAGAGUUUGUUUUUAAAAUUUAACUGUACAUAUCAACAAACAUUUAGACACUUUUUUAAUUAUACCCAAAGAACAGAUUAUAUAAUAUAGUCAUUGAUAACAAAAGCAUUGUUGUAUAUAAUGAAAUGAUGAAUAAAGUUGUAAUUAUUAUUAUUAUUAUUAUUAUUAUUAUUAUUAUUAUUAUUAUUAUUAUUAUUAUUAUUAUUAUUAUUAUUAUUAUUAUUAUUAUUAUUAUUAUUAUUAUUAUUAUUAUUAUGAGACAAACCACUGGUUAUGAGACAAACCUCAAAAACAACGUAAAACGGAAGAAGGAUAAAUAUAGAGAAUUAUUGAGACAGCUAGGUAAAAAUUUUAACCAAGUUAAAUUUAUAAAUCUCUCCAUCAGCUCUUUAGGUAUUUUUGCAGAAGAAUGUUAUACAUUUUUAGACAUGUUAGAUAGUAUUGGUCUUGACAAAAACCACCAAAUGUACUGCGUUAGGAAAAUGAUGACUAUUGCUAUUAGAACUACAUAUUACAUUUUUUAUUGCCGAAAUAAGGAAUGGGAAAAUCCGGAUUUACUAACAAUUUGACUUAUCUCAUUGUAUAUAUAUAUAUAUUGCAUGCACUUUGUUCUGUUAUUUUAGUUUAGUAUAAUUGUGAUUCAAAUAGCCAACCGUAAGUUACCUUUAUGAGAGAGAUUUACGAUUGUAUAUGUAUGUAAAGAAAAACAUUUAAUAAAGUUUCCAUUAUUAUUAUUAUUAUUAUUAUUAUUAUUAUUAUUAUUAUUAUUAUUAUUAUUAUUAUUAUUCAGUACGACAUAUAUAAUUCAACAAAGGAAGUUCUCAAGGAUUUUCAUUCUGGACAAGAAGAUAAGCUUCAACACCGUCUAAUUUGUCAAGGUUCAUUUUUCUCGAAUGUUGCAAAGUUUUCCUUUUCACAGUUAAACACACUUUGGUCUGCCGCUCAAUCAAAACUGCCAAAGAACAUUUUCAACUUCACCGUCCGUUACAUAAAUAACUCUCUUCCUACGCGAAAAAACCUUACAAGAUGUGGUUUAGCUUCAAGUCCCGAAUGUUCCUUUUGUUUGUGCCCUGAAACCCUACUACACGUGGUAGCCGGCUGCCAAUCGUACCUUCAGCGCUUUACUUGGAGACAUGAUUCUAUUUUAAACUUUCUCGCUGAAACGUUUCAAACAACAAAUCCAUGUCAACUUUAUGCUGACCUAUCCGGCCACAAAAGCCCGUCAAUUAUAACUGGUGACCUAUAUCGACCGGACUUACUCCUAAUUACCCCAAAUGAAGAUCUUUAUGUCGUUGAACUUACUGUCGGGUUUGAAUCUAAUCUACAUAAUAACGUUGAACGCAAAAAAGCUAAAUAUAAAGAUCUAAUUGAAGAUCAAAGGGGUCACUUUAAUUCUGUUAAAUUUGUGAACUUACUCAAUGAGCUCUCUCGGUGUGUUUGACAAAGAAUGCUUCACCUUUUUAGAAUU